AAACUCGCUCUCAAUUUCACUAUCAAGUAGAGUUCAAUAUUGAAGGCUACAAAUGUAAAAUUUCUACGAAAUUUCAGAGACACGCAAAACAAGGUGUAUAUAUAAGGCUGGGUCUCCAAGGUUGAUUGUGUAAAUCUAGAGCCGAUAUCCAUCGGAGGCAGAGUGUUUCAAGGCAAUUAUCAGUUCAAGGCCUGUCCUUCUAGAGGAGAAAGACGUAAACGCCAGAGUUAGAGAGGUUCUUCCUUAUCCACUCAUCAACAACAUGGGUGAAGAUGGAAUGGAACCCAGACAAGAAAUGGUUGAUGAAGUCCAUUCACUGCUUCCUCCGGCUAUUAUUGAGUCGCAGACAGAGGAAUUGGAUCAGGAUGAUGACCGUGGUACUGAGCUCCGUCAUCGGCAAGUGAAAGCCAUUGGCUCAGUUUCGUCAGAGGAAAACAUGGAUGAGUUUAUCGACUAUAAUAACGAGAAUACCACGAGUAUUAAUUCCGCAAAGACCAUCGUUUCAGCACCUGCUUCUGCGUCCACAUCACGAGGUCAACUUGCAAACCUGCAGGUACGCAAGAAACGAAAGAGAGAGGUGAUAGUUAUAGAUGAUAUAGACGAAUGGUCUGCACCUUGCCCGCCUAAUUUCUUCAGCUCACCCUCGGAUGGUUCUUUUAGAAAUGAAUGGUUCAAAAUGAGAACUUUCAAUGUCGAGGAAGGUGCUGCAGCAACAGGUGCUGGUGAGAGUAUCGAUGGAGGACAAACGGUGAAAGAGAAUGGAGCAGCAGCAGGGGAUACGGGAGGGAAACAUAGCACCUCUUGUUUGCCCUGGUGGCUCAAGGGAAAGACCAACAUAGGAGAAAAAUAAAUUGCCUAUUCAUCAUUUUCUUGUACUCAAAACUUCCUUUUGUUUUUCAUUUGUCAGCAUCGAUGUUUUGCCAACUAUUUGAAUGUUUAACAACUCAAUAUCUCCUCGAGCUAUCAA
Punica granatum (pomegranate) is the source of this 967-nucleotide messenger RNA. The record is from RefSeq and is a predicted model, not a curated record. NCBI's taxonomy places the organism in Eukaryota, Viridiplantae, Streptophyta, Magnoliopsida, Myrtales, Lythraceae.